AUGGAAAAACACACAGUGUUCAACACAAGCGAGACUUCAUGGGCGGAUCAAUGGGAUCCGGAACCCGCUUACGGUAACGGGUAUUACAGCAACAAGAACAACGGCAGCAGCAAGACUGCCAAAAUCUCAAGCAAAGCCAGUGAGACAUUUGAUAAAACGAAAGCGGUUGCUUCCACGGGGGCGAAGAAAAUCAAAGAAGGAACCCGUGCGGGAUUUCACUGGAUCAAAGAAAAGUACCAAAAAACUACCCAAAAGCAUUAA
Molecule: messenger RNA, 261 nt
Organism: Oldenlandia corymbosa var. corymbosa
Lineage: Eukaryota; Viridiplantae; Streptophyta; Magnoliopsida; Gentianales; Rubiaceae
Source: the annotation of a GenBank genome assembly